CCCAGGGUGUCUCCACUGAGCACCCUGGGACACCGCAGGGACAGAGCCCCUGGCAUCCUGUGAUGGGAAGAUAAGGAUUUAAAAAUCCUUAUAAUCCUGGAAGCUGGAAAAAAACAUGGAUCUGGGUGCCUGCCAGAGUCUGUUCCUGUUCCCCACCAGUGCCUGGUCCCUGCUCCACCUCAUCUCUCCAUGGCCACCUUUGUCUUCGCAGAUGAGAUAAAGCUCAGCACUUCCACCUGAACCCACAGUCAGCAGUGGGGGCUGGAAGUGUCACCCAGGAUUUGUGGCAGAUGGAGCCUGGGAGGAGACAUUGGGAGCUUCCUGAAGCCUCAGUGUGCUGGCCCCGGGCUAUGCGAUGCUCCCUGAAACGUUCUCUCACUGCUGUGCUCACAGCCUCCUUCCUCCUCCUCCUCCUCCUCCUCCAUGGAGACAUCCAGCAGGAACAGGAGCCCCUGGAGGUGGAACCUGGGGGCUUGGCCCCAUACCCAGUCCUACAGGUGCUGCAGCCAGAAGGAGCCCUGCACAUCCUCAGGGACACUGAUGACCUCUCUGCACUUCACAACAUCUCCUACAACAUCCUCGCUGGAUCCCUCUUACCCCAAAAAAAGUUCUUGGCAGUGGGAUUGGCGUCGGUGCGGCGGCCGCGGGGCUACUACCUGCCUGCCACCCUCCAGUCCCUCUUCAAGCAGUCCACAGAGGAGGAGCUGCAGGAGAUGGUGGUGGUGGUGCACCUGGCUGACGCAGACCCGAGCUGGAACGUGCGCGUGGCCGCGGACAUCGCCCGGAAAUUCGCUCACCAGAUCCUCCUGGGCAGACUCCUGCUCAUCCACGCUCCCCAGGAGUUUUACCCCAGCCUGGAGGGCCUGAAGAGGAACUACAACGACCCAGAAGAGAGGGUGAGGUUCAGGUCCAAGCAGAACGUGGACUACGCCUUCCUCCUCUCCUUUGCUGCCAACCUCUCCUCCUACUACCUGAUGAUCGAGGAUGAUGUGUGGUGCUCCAAGUCCUUCUUCACAGCCAUCCGCAAGGCGCUGGCGUCCCGGGAAGGCUCCAGCUGGGCCACUCUUGAGUUCUCCAAGCUGGGUUACAUUGGCAAACUCUACCACUCCAGCGACCUUCCCCGCCUGGCUCGCUUCCUCCUCCUCUUCUACCAGGAGAUGCCCUGUGACUGGCUGCUGACCCAUUUCCGCCUCCUGCUCACCCAGAAGGACGUCAUCCGCUUCAGGCCCUCCCUCUUCCAGCACAUGGGCCUCUACUCCUCCUUCCAGGGCACCAUCAACCGGCUGGAGGACGACGAGUUCCAAGCCGAUGCCUUGGACCUCCCGGACAACCCCCCGGCAGCCUUGUUCACCACCAUGUCCAUCUUUGAGAACCACGAGCCCGUCAAUGCUUACAGCUCAGCAGAGGGGUAUUUUUGGGGCAGAGACCCACGAGCUGGCAGCACCUUCUCCAUCAUCUUCCAGCAGCCAGCCCGGGUCAGUCGCGUCCGGGUGCGCACGGGCUCCGAGGAGCACCGGGGAGAUUUCCUGCAGGCAGGGGUGCUGGAGCUGGGCUGGCAGGUGGAUGGGCAGGACUGCUCCAGGUACAGCCCGGUGGGCACCUUUGAGAAGGGGGUGUUGGAGGAACGGGGUCUGGAGAGAGGUGUGCUCAGCCCUGUGGAGUGCGUGAGGAUCCGGGUGACCCGGGACCAAAGCGAGUGGCUCAUCAUCCAGAGCAUCGACAUCUGGACCACGGAGAGCACCUGAGCAGGGGUGUGGUGGGGUGGCCAAAGCACUUGGAUUUCCUACCAAGAGGUGCAUUAUUUUUCUCACUCCCUUUUUUGAUGAGGAAUUAAAUUAUUGACUCCCUGCCUGACUCCGGAGGGAUGGCAGGAACAGGGAUGGGGCUGUGCCUGAAGGGGGGGAUGUUCCAGGGAGCAACACUGGCAGCCAAGGAGGAGCAGAGGCUUGGGAAUUGCAGGCUGGGCAGCAGCAAACAUCUCCUCCCAGGGAGGAUGGUGCACAGGACAGAGCUAAUUAGGGAAUUAACAAGCUAAACGAUUAAUCAGGCAGCGGCGUUUUCUGCAACUUCUCCACCCCAUCCCUGCCCCCUCUGAGUUUCUUAAUCCACUCCCAGAUUUUUUCCUUUUCUGUCACGUUUUCAAGCUGUUCUUGGGAGGGGCCAGGGGAAGGGAAGGGGGUGCUGGGAGCUGGGAACGGGACCUUCACUGCUGGCACUCAGGGCUGUACCACCAGAUGGACCCCUCACACCUGCCCAGUCCCUGACCAGCAGCACCUCCUGCAGCCACCGGUUGUGUUCAGACCCUUCCAACUGAUUUCAUGGUCACUGAAUCAUUUUGGUUGGACAAGACUUCCAAGAUCAUCCAGUCCAACCCUUCCCUCAUCCC
Messenger RNA from Calypte anna (Anna's hummingbird), 2386 nucleotides. RefSeq names its product alpha-1,6-mannosyl-glycoprotein 4-beta-N-acetylglucosaminyltransferase-like. Gene Ontology annotation, biological process: protein N-linked glycosylation. The record is from RefSeq and is a predicted model, not a curated record. NCBI's taxonomy places the organism in Eukaryota, Metazoa, Chordata, Aves, Apodiformes, Trochilidae. Gene Ontology annotation, molecular function: acetylglucosaminyltransferase activity. The transcript has 4 exons. Bases 291 to 1745 code for a protein of 484 amino acids.